CUACGGCAGGAACCGCAGCUUCCCUACCGCUGACAUUUCUUUAAAUUUUGAUAUGGAGCAUCCUGUGAUGCUGCAAGCUGCUUCUGCCUUAUAAACUCUUCAAUUUUAUUUUGAUAUUUUGCUUAAUAAUCAUUAAGCCUUAUGGACAUCAAUGGAUAAAGCAGAAACUGAAUAUUCUUUGUCUUUUUGCUGCCUUGAAAAUAUCUGCUAGGUCAGAGGGGGAAGAAAGACUUAUCUUCGUAGUGGGACUGUAUUUGUUCCUUUAAAGUUAUUGCUGCUGCAAAUCUGUCAAACAAGAUGGACCUUAGGUGUUCCCUAGAAGAGUGUACAAUGGCAUUAAACUUAUUUCUAAAUAAUAGAUUCUCAGAAGCCUUGGAAUUACUUCGCCCUUGGUCAAAAGAGAGUAUGUAUCAUGCUCUGGGCUAUAGCACUAUUUUAGUAAUGCAGGCAGCAAUGACCUUUGAGCACCAGGACAUCCAAAAUGGCAUUUCCACAAUGAAGGAAGCUUUACAAACCUGUCAAAAAUUCAGAAAAAGAAACACAAUGGUAGAAUCUCUGUCGAGUCUUGUUUCCAAAUCAUCAGUGGAUCAGCUGAGUGAAGAGGAAAUGCAUGCAGAAAUCUGUUAUGCGGAAUGUCUACUACAGAAAGCAGCAUUGACAUUUUUACAGGAUGAAAAUAUGAUCAACUUCAUCAAAGGUGGACUCAAAAUUAGAACAAGUUACCAAAUAUAUAAGGAAUGCUAUUCUGUUCUGCAGAUGACUCAAGGCAACAAAAAACAGAAGGAAACCUAUUUUCAAUUUGAAGGGGGAGUGAAGCUUGGAAUAGGAGCAUUUAACUUGAUGUUAUCUCUUCUACCAGCAAGAGUUCUCCGACUACUGGAAUUUAUUGGGUUUUCUGGCAACAGGGAACUGGGCCUCAUACAAUUGCGAGAAGGUGCAUCUGGAUCCAGUUUGCGGUCCACACUAUGCAGUUUAACUUUACUCUUAUUUCAUACUUAUGUCUCACUAGUCCUUGGCACAGGAGAAGCCAAUAUUGAGGAAGCCGAGACUCUCCUUGAACCCUAUCUUCAGAAGUUUCCAAAUGGCUCUCUAAUUUUGUUUUAUUCUGCAAGAAUAGAGCUACUCAAAGGGAAUUUUGAAAAGGCACAGGUGAUAUUCCAAAACUGUAUUAAAUCUCAGGAAGAAUGGAAACAGAUUCAUCACCUCUGUUACUGGGAACUGAUGUGGUGUUAUACAUUCCAGCAAGAAUGGCUGAAGGCAUAUCAUUAUGCAGAUCUACUUUGCAAAGAGAGUAGAUGGUCCAAGGCAAUAUAUGUGUUUCAGAAAGCUGCAGUUCUAAGUAUGCUCCCAGAGGAAGAGGUGAAGCCAACUGGGGAGAAUAUUGUGUCUUUGUUUAGACAGGUGGAGGGCUUGAAGCAGAGAAUUGCUGGCAAGUCUAUCCCAACAGAGAAGUUUGCAGUGAGGAAGUCCCGGCGUUAUUCCAGUGCGGCAUUUCCUGUAAAGCUGAUCUUACCUGCUCUGGAAAUGAUGUACAUCUGGAAUGGUUUUACAGUAGUGGGCAAAAGACCUGACCUCACAGAAAAUCUCUUGAUCACCAUUGAAAAAGCAGAAACAGCUUUACAAAAUGAAACAAAGUGCAAUGAUUACUUCACGGAUGACCAGUGUUUGGUGCAACUACUGAAAGGUCUCUGUCUGAAGCACUUAGGACGACUCUUACAAGCUGAACUGUGCUUCAAUCAGGUUAUUCAAAGUGAGAAACAAUUAAAAUUUGACCACUACCUUGUGCCAUUUACUCUGUAUGAACUGGGACUUUUAUACCAACUGCAAGGAGACACAGAGAAAGCCUUACGGAUAAUAGAAACUGCAAAAACCAACUACAAAGAUUAUUCCAUGGAGUCCAGGCUUCACUUUAGGAUCCAUGCCGCCCUCAGCAGUUUGAAAGGCUCUCCUGCUUCUACUCCUUGAUGGAAACCACAGCACUGAUGGAAGAGUUUUCUAAACUGGCCGGAACUUCUAGUCAAGAGAAGUUCUUGUAUUAACUUAGAUAAGUGAUCAUGUACAUGAGAGAGAGGGAGAAAGCAAAUUGAUUUUUAUUGUCAAUGUUUUCUUUCAUCUGUCUCUGUUUUGAUGUUGUUUUGUUUCCAUGUUUUCCUAUGGAAUUUACUCCUAGCUUUGUUCAGUAUGUUAUUAGAAAGUCUUUGUUUUGUCUCACAAGAAGAAGCUGAAUGUUAGAGUUGAAUCGAGGUGGGUGCAAUAAAGUCUAUUUUAGGUGAUUUUUUUUACUAUGUACAGAUUGAUAUUGUUGAAGUAGCAGGAUGAAAUCUUAUGAUCCUGGAUCAAAGCUAUAGGAUUCAGGGGAGAUUGUGUUUCUGUGCUAUGCUAUUUCCAUACCUUUUGGGUUCUAGAGCUGUCUCCUAUCAGCUAGUUAGUCUCCAUGAAGAUUUUAUAACCUGAUAUUUUACUUUUAAUACAAAAAUAAAAAUCACCUUCAUCCAGAAAUAUAAAGUUGAUUAUAGGUAUAUCCUUCUGAAGAAUAUGGUACAAAACUAGCGACAGACAGGAACAGUUCUUGCAUUGAUUUUAUAGGCUUAAAGGCAUUCCCUCACUUGAACUGAAACCAAAGUGUUGCCUUUUUCUUCCAUCUGAUAAGAGGAAGCAACCUUUUAUUUUUUUUUUGAGAGACAGAGAUGUCCUUGAAUGUAUCGAAAUCAUUUGUAUUUCCCAGAGCAUGUGUGUUCCUCUAACAAUUUGAAAAGGAAGGCCAUGGAGCUCUUGGGCAUUCAGUAGUGAGAAAGGAAGGACUAAAAGUAUGUCUUGAUUGUUUUUUCCCCCUCAUCAGGAAGCAAAGCACAAUUAACAUUGCUUACAAAGUAUAGUUCUAUCUUUAUAUAGCUCAUUAUGUUUUGGUGAUCAGUGUCUGAUUUUAUGAUCUCUCAUUGUUCUUAAUUUUUAAAAGUUAUAUUUAUACACAUUAGUAAUAUGUUCAGUCCUUUACAAAAUUAUAGUCAUGACACACUUAAAUUAAUAUUAAGUUUUCAAAAAUAGCUGAUAUCAAAAUACAUAAGACAUGGAAUUUCAAAUAUUUGAAAAUUAUAGCUUUAAAGUACAUCAUAUUUAACAAUUGCCACCACUUUUUUUUUUUGAGGAGAGGGGUAAUUCUGGCUUAGGACCAAAUACCAGCGGCUAAUGGCCACAUCAGAGAAGGUUAGCUAGUUCAUGUAUGUAGCAGGGUUCUUUUAUUUAUAUUGUGAAGUAUCAUUUAUUAUUUUAAGUAAAAGAAUAUGCGCUUUUAUGAGAUGGUAUUGGCACAUGAUUAUUAGCCUGAUCCAAGUGAUUCUUUUGUGAAGUGCAAGAUGUGAGAAUUUAAACAUAUUUCUAUUCACUCAUAGAACUAAUCAAGUUAAAAAAUAUAUUAUGCUUGGUACACAGCUAAGUGCUUGAUAUUUGCCUUUUUGUUCAUUUAGAAGAUAUCUCCUUAGCAUCUCCAAAUUGGAAUAGACAAUAAUACAGGUAGGGAACAAAAAUUAAUUCUCCUGUUCCUAGUUAUUAUUAACUCAUGCUCAGAAGGUAUAUGAUAUGUAAUGGGGACACUUAAAAUACCAUGAUAAUAAAUUUUCAUUAGCAUACUCAUAUAAGGACAUUUUCUGUAUCUUAUCACAGAAGAAAGCAAUUCAGAAAAAAUAAUUUAAAAAAUUCAACUCUGUUAAUUAGCUUGGAAAAGUCGGAUAAAUCCAAUAUUUUACAUGUUUGUAGCUACUUUUCUUCGAUGGCAUUGUUUAAAACAAAACUUUUUUAUGCCAUUGCUUGGAAUUGUUUUGAUUGCGUCUUUUUUUUUCCUGGGUAAUGAGGGUUAAGUGACUUGCCUAGGGUCACACAGCUAGUACGUGUCAAGUGUCUGAGGCCGGAUUUGAACUUAGGUCCUCAUGAAUCCAGGGCCAGUGCUUUAUCCACUGGGCCACCUAGCUGCUCCCAGUUGCAUCAUUUUUAACUGAGCACCCCUGUUCAUCAUUUACAGGCAAAAUUCAGAACUGCAGAGUCAAUAAAAAGUUCUCUCUCUCUCUCUCUCUCUCUCUCAAAAAAAAAAAAAAGACAAACAGCCAAUGGUAAAUCCCAUGUUGUUCUUUAUAGAAACUGUUUUAUUUCUAAAUUGCCAAGCACAUUUUUAAAAAAUCUGAUAAGUCCAAAGUAAUUGAUGUUCAUAUUUACCUUCAGCUUUUAGUUUAUUUUCUAAAAUGCUAAGCAAUAUGGAUAAAUCUGCCAGAAUUCAUUUGAGAGGCCUUAAUAUGGUUCAUUCAUUCAGUCUUCGAAUAUUUGUUAAGCACCAACUUUUUAUAAGGCACCAGUUUCUUCUGAGAGUAAUAGUCUAUACCAGUUGCUUCUCCUUGCUCACUCAACCAGUUAUUCCUCAAAUCCAGCAGUGAGGCUUCCACUUGUGUUGACUGAAACUAUUAUCUUAGGGGUCAACAAUGAAUUUCAUAACUAUCAGAUCCCAUGGCCUUUUCUCUAACUAUAUUCUCCCUGACACCUUUGCCACUUUUGCCAUUGUUGACUACCUCUCCUUAAAACUUUUUCCCUUCUUCUCUUCCAUGACACUGUACUCUCGUGCUUCUCUUUCACAGACUCUUCCUUUUCCUACCUCCUAGAUACAGGAAUUCCCUAAGACUGUCACCCAUAGUCCUCUUCUCUCUCUGUAGUCUCUCCUUUGGGGAUUCUCUUUUACUUCUGUGACUAGUUGUCACCAUAAUUACCAUUGUAUAGACGACUCUCAAUUUUAAAUAUUCAGACUUAAUCUUUAACUGUCUUUACCACAUUGCCCAGGUCAUAUCUCAAAUUUAUGUCCAAAACUUACUUUUCCAUCUUGCUUGAAUCUGUACUUCUUAAUAUCUCCAUUUCUGUUCACUGCACCACUGUUCUCCCUAUAACUCAAACUUAUAAUUUAGGUAUUACUUUGACUCCUUGCUCUUCCAAACAUCUAUCCCCCUAUUGAAUCAUUUCACAAAUCCUCUUAGCUGGUGAAAUAAUUCACAUAUCUGACUCUUACUCUUUAUUCCCAUCCUCCUUAUCCUAGUACAGCCUCUUAUCUCUAUCUUGCCUAGAUUAUUUCCAUGAUAUUCUUAUUCAUCUCCUUGUCUCUAAUUUCUUAUCUAUCCUACACACCUGUUCCAGAGUACUCUUUCUAAUGUACAGUACUGAUGCUGUUUUCACUCUCCUACUCAGAAGCCAUAAUUGGGUUCCCACUGUCUUCUGAAUAAAGUCUAGACUCCUUAUCUUGAUAUUCAAAAAACUCCACAAGUCUGCAACCUACCUUUUCAGCCUUAUCUCACAUACUUGAUGUUCUUCCUUGUUGCCCAAACUUGUUGCCUUUGCCUUUGACUCCUUUGCAGGGAUGUUAGGAGGAAAACGUUUUGUAUAUACCUUAAAGCACCAUAUGAAUGUGUGUGUUUCUACCAUUUGUUAUGCCUUUACCUGCCCCCAAAUCCCUGUUCUCAUCCUAUUGAAAGUUUACCCAUCCUCAAAACCCAGAUCAAAUUCCACUUCAAAGAAAGAAGUUCAGGUUCCACUUAUUCUUCUGCAUAUCUUUCAUUGCCCUUUGUUGGUAUUUCAUCUCUUGUAUUUUGUUCAUAUGUGUCUAAGUCUUACUGUCCCAGUUAAACUGUGAGCUCCUUGGGGGCAGGGACUCAUGCUUUAUUGAUCUUUGUAAAACCCCCAAGGCCUUUAUCAGUGAUUUGAACAUAGUAAGAGCAUAAUAAAUGGGUGAAUUGACUUGAAUAUCAAUCCCCUCUUUUAUUUACAGGGAAGUUUGCGAAACCAUCUAUUCAUCACACUGUGUUUUAAAUGAGAGCCAUGUUGGUCAAGACUUGUGAUUCUACAGGAUGUUUUAUCAAUAUGUUUGAGAACUUGUAGGGUCUACCUUCCUUUUUUGAUGACAGGGCAGCAGAAUGAUUUCUAAGUAUAGAUACCAAGAAGUUGUAUUCUUUUAAAUAUUUUUACAGGGAAACUGUCCAUUAAUACUUAAUAACUAAUGAAAAAUUAUCUAUCAACUUUCACAUUCCUAAUCUUGCAUGGUUUUUUUGUGGGUUUAACAAUCUUCAAUUGGUUAUGAUGGUGGGAGCUAUUGCUUCAAGGGGAAAGGUAUUCUAGGGAAAAGUUCUCUCUGAUGGAGAUUUUUUUUAUAAAUUUAGAAGUUAUCUUCUGACAGUAGUAUUAUGGCUCAUAUGGAUAGUCAAAAUUGUUCAUUUUUGGAGCACUGUGUACCUUUUCCUUUUCAAAUUAAUCUCGAUGUCUGUAUUAUAUGUAUAAGUUAAUGACUUUACUCAUUCAUAUAAAAAUAGUUUCUUCCUGACAAAAUUUGAGAUUGUCUUGGAAUUAUGCUCAUUAAUUUUUACUUGAAUUUACCUGUCUAUGCUGUUUAUUCCAGGUAAAAGUCUAAUACGGUUACAAUGUAUUCUUUUGGUACUUGAUAAUACUUAAUAUUUCAUGAACCAUAAAGCCUGGAAGAGCUCUUAAGACAUCUAGUCAAUACCCCUGGUUUUGGACAGAAUUUAGUAUGGUCUCUAUUAGAGGACUGGUUACUCCUUUAACACUUCUUCAGAAGAAGGCUCUUACUCUCUUUGGUAUGGUCAAGAAGUUUUUUAUUGUUUGAUCCAUAUGUAUUCAGGGAUGGUUUGAUCUGUGCUUGUGUUUUGUCCUCAGAUAAAGCAGAGCAGACAGUCACUGUUAACAUUAACAGUAACUUCAUGUGUCUUGAAUGUCUUUUUUUAUAUUUUACUUCAUCUUAAUUUUCUCUAGACAAUAAAAAUUGUUAAUUUAGCUUUUUUUAAAAAACCCUGUCUAUUAGUAAUGAUUUUUAGCACUUCUCUAGAAAUUGUUUAGAAUUUGGCUGUGGCAUCUCAGAUUGUUCAACUAGUGCUAAUUACUGAAGGGGGAUUAAUUCACGAUUAGUUUACGCUGUAUUCCAGUCUCUGUCUCAGUAGUUUUUUUUUUUUAAGUACAGCACUAGAGGACUCUAUCUCAGUACUGCUCCAGUAGACCAGUGGUGUCAAACUCAAGUAGAAAUGGGUCUAAGACACCAUCAUAAGGAUUCCUGGAGGCCUUAUAUUGACUUGAAAAAUACACGAACACUUUCUAUGUUCUAUUGUAUUUUUAUUUCAUUAACCAUUUCCUAAUUACAUUUUAAUCUGGUUCCAGCUGCUACAGCUGAGUGUUUCAUACCUUUACUGUGUUGACCACUAGAUGAGAUCACUAGAUGUCUCCUAGUGUUUUGCACCCAGUCCAUUUUGCUUCAGACUGAAUUCGUAUUGCUUGUUUUUCCUCUUUUAAGUGAUGUGUCCUGUGCUCGUGUAUUUUCCAUUUGUUCUUGCCUUCUUACUCCCAGUUUAUAAAUGCCACUGACCAAUUAAAUUCACUCUUGGGAGAUUUGUUUUUAUCCUCAUUUUUCUGUGGAUUAGGGGAAGUUUGAUUUUCUCAAUGGCAAAUUUUCACCAUUUGGGAAUAGGACUAAAAAAGAACACCAACCAAACCAUGUAAACUGGAAUUUCACUAUAAUAUAACCUGUUGUGUGGAGAUCACUAUAACAAGCCUUCACUUAGGAACCCUUUGCUGAAGUUCAUUUACCAGAAUUGCUAAAUGGAUGCCAUCAUAACCUAAUUGUUCCCAUUUACCGUAAUUUCAUGUUUUACAUGAACUCCUGGGCCAGUGUUAUAGUAUCUUCAGAGUAUUUAAAUGUCUUUUAAAUGGUUAUUUGGCAGUGACUGACCAUCAUGAUUAUGACCUAUGCUAAUAAUUAUUAGCCCAAGUCACUCACUAAUAUUAAUGAGCUAGGAUCAUAAGAUUUAGGCAUUGUCUAGGUUAACCCCUACCUUUUACAGAGGAAGAAACUGAGCCCUAGAAAAGGAAAGGGAAUUGACUAAAGUGACUCUGGUUAUAAGUAGCAGUGGAAUUUAAAAGUAUGCUAUCAUCUAUAGUUUAGUUUACGGAACUGAUUGGCUCACUUGUGAAAUGGAGUUGGCAGCACUAAGUGAUAGAGUGAAAGGACUGAAAAGUGUCAAGUUAUUUCUAUUUUAUUAACCUUUCAAAGGAGGAGAGGCAAAAUGAUCUCUAAGAUUAAAAAAAAGCAUUUCAAUAGAUUUGGGGGGUGUAUUAAUUUGUUAAUUUUGGAUUCUCAGCAUUUUUGUGCCAGUCUUGAAGUUAAUCUAUCCUCUGCAAAUAUUUUUAUGCUGUAGUCAAAAUAGAAUAAUUUGGUAGACUAUACUUAAAAUAAGAAUUUCAUGUAUUUUGCUGUUCUUUGUUAUCAGCUUUUGUGCUUGUGCAUGGUGGCUAAAUGUUAUGCAUAAAUAUCAUUUAGAAUGUGGCUUUUCCUCUUUGGACAAAUCUUUGACGUAUCAACAUGCAAAAAGUAAACAAACCAGUAUUUAAUUCUGAACUUCAAAAAAGUUAAGUUCCACCCCAAAUUUUGAUUUUUCCAAAUUUCAUAUAUAAUUUCAUUAUAGUGUCUUUUUAGACAAGCAUGUGUAUAUUAUACCACCCUCUUUCAUUUCUGCUCCUACCACCACAAAAAAGUUGGUGGGUGGGAAAGGAAAUGCCUUUCAAUACUUUUGCCUUUCAUUCUUGUAGUUAAACUUUGUUUUUUUCCAGGAUUAGGAUUUAUUAUUACCUGCCCUAUGGGUAGAGAGUUGUGAGAAAAGUGCUUCAUAAAUUCCUGGGUUCUGUAGAAAUGUGAGAAGUUAUUUUUUUGUUUUUAAAUUACUGGAGGAAAGAUUGAGAGAUAAUGAUUUGUAAGAAUUUGGAGUAUGGAAAAUUAAUUUUUAUGUUUAUCAUUAUUUAAUUCACAGAGACAUAGGAAAAGUCUAAUUGUCCAUCUCCAGAGGUUUAGAAAUCCAGACCAUCCGUGGAGGGUUUAGACAUUCUUCUGAAAACAGGGACCUGGACUAGAUGAUCUCUUGAAUUCUCUUCCAGAGCUCUUAUUUCUGUUUUUCUGUAACAGCAGCAAACAACUGCUGACCCUAGGGUCACUGCUGAUUUGGUGGGUAGAGCAUGUGUUAGGUAUUGUCUAGAUUGACUAUAUAAACCUAUCAUCAGAGUAAGGCAAAACCCUUCUCUGAGAAAUUCCAGUAGUCCUUUUCAUUGUGUUUACAGUCUGCAAAUUUACUUCUAUUCUACAAAAUAAUACUUAACAGCCUUGUAUACUAGGAAAAUCAAAGCAGCAGGCUUAUUAUGUUUAGAUUUCAAAGAAUGCUUAUAAAUUGUGUGCUUUAGUAGAAGUAAAGGCAUCUUAAUGCCAAGCUUUAUGAAAUAAAUUUUUCUCAGUAAUACAUAGUUUGCCUUUUCCAAAAUAAUUAUUAGACAUACCUCACUUGAAAUAUGAGAGCUAGAGGAAAUUUGAUGUCUUUUCAAGAGCUAUUAAUUCACUACUCAGUAAUUAUUAGUAAAUUAAUGGCAGAUGGAGGAAUUAAACUUUAGCAUAGUUGGAAAAUUAAGUAUAAAGUUAGAUAAUUCAACAUUUAGAGAAAAUUAUAUUGUCCUUUGAAAUGAAGGAAGGUCUGCCUAAUUUGCAUGUAAUGAGAUAAUCUACAUUGGAAAUAAUGCAAACAUUAUAGCUAUAACUUAAAAAAAUUCUUUAAUGGAGCCAAAUGUCUACAUGGCAAUGUUUGGUUCAAUAGAUUUAGAAAAAUGUUUAUUAUAAUACCAUGUUUUUCUUAAUGAUUUAUCCUCCAUAGCUGUCAGUUAGAUUUUACUUAUCAGUGUGCUGCUUCUUUAAGAAACUGGUUUACAUGAAAAGAGAUGAUGGCAUAUGUAAUUUUAAAUAUUGUAUAAUUCUAGAAAUUUAAAGGCUUCCAGGAGCUUUUCAGUCCUCUUUACAAAUAAGAUUUGCAGAAGGAAAGUUCAUGUGAAUGUUUCACUGAUCUGUGCUAUCCAGAAAAAUCAGUAGAUUUCUAACAAGAUGCUGUAUUCUUUCAAUGUUUUAGGUGAUAUUUUUAUAUCUAGGUUUAUUUUUUGUACCACUUUCCCCCUUUCAUUGACAGAUGGUAUCCUAGCACCUUAAUGAAUACCAAAUGACUCACUUGUAUGCCAGUGUUUUGAAUCUUCAUUUGCUAAUGCUCAUAGAGCACUUUGAGACUUCUGGAUGUAAAUUGCUAGAGCCCACUUAGAGGCAAAACUUCUAAGUGAAAAGUAUUUUUUUGUUAAUUGCAAUUCAUUUUCAGAGUAAAAGUAUUUUCUUCAGUUAUUUUUGUAGUAUCUUUACCUGGGAAAUUCUGACAUGCUUUUUUAAAGCAUGUUUUUUGAUAUUUCAUGAACUGGUUAUUUGUUCUUGUUCGUGGUUUA
Messenger RNA from Dromiciops gliroides (monito del monte), 10323 nucleotides. RefSeq names its product tetratricopeptide repeat domain 39B (gene TTC39B). The record is from RefSeq and is a predicted model, not a curated record. Gene Ontology annotation, molecular function: protein binding. The transcript has 18 exons. Bases 298 to 1965 code for a protein of 555 amino acids. Gene Ontology annotation, biological process: regulation of cholesterol metabolic process; cholesterol homeostasis; regulation of cholesterol efflux. Lineage: Eukaryota; Metazoa; Chordata; Mammalia; Microbiotheria; Microbiotheriidae.